UUUGUAGUCCACAAUCAGAGUUGUUUCCGUGUAUUUUAGCCUACGUGAGUUAGGUGGUGGAAUCUGCUCUGUGAAGACAAACACAUGUGAAAUCAUUGAACAGGGUUGUGUGAAUUUAUGGAAACAUGUCAAAGAAACGGGGCAGGAAGCGUAGCAGUGGAGAGCUGAGCGAGAGCUCGGCGUCGACCCUGAGCCCAGACCCUGACAACCUGCUGGGCCGUAGGAUUCAGCACACAUGGAGGGAGAAGGGUAAUGUGACCAAGUGGAAAGGCACCGUUCUGGAGCGCCUAACUAUGAACAGCUCCCUCUACAUGGUCAAAUAUGACGGCUUUGACUGCGUUUAUGGCAUCGAGCUCUUCAAAGACAAUCGGGUGUCCAACCUGCAGGUCUUGUCAGAGAAAGUCGUGAACAAUAAGAUUAAGGUGCCUCCCGGGGCAGAGGAGCUGGUGGGCCGGGCUGUGGAGCAUCUGUUUGAGAAGGAGGACGGUGAGAAAAACGAGUGGCGAGGCAUGGUGCUGUCACGAGCCCCCAUCAUGACCCACUGGUACUAUAUCACCUACGAGAAGGACCCGGUGCUCUACAUGUACCAGCUCUGGGACGACUAUAAGGACGGAGAUCUUCGUGUCCUGCCUGAAUCAGAGAACAAACACCUGCUGCCAGCCGACAGGAAGCCAGGUGAGGAGCCAGAGAGCCUCGUGGGUAAACAGGUGGAGUAUGUCACAGAUAACGGUCUGAAGAGGACGGGCUUGGUCAUCUACCAGGUCCCAGCUAAGCCCACGGUAUAUUACAUCAAAUAUGACGAUGACGUCCACAUCCACGUCUACGAUCUGGUGAAGACCACCUAGAACUGACUGUCUGAUUCAUCUUCAGCUGACGGCUCAUCUCUGACCCUACCAGUCGUUACCUGUGAAAGUGUUACACAUUUCAGUUUCCCUCCAGCGGGAGGCGAUGUGCCGAAGAUCAAAAGCUACGCUUUGUUUUUCUUUUUCUUUUUUUGGGGGGUGGGGGGAGCCUCCAGAGGCUUCUUUCAUUCUCACAUCACCAGAUAUCGCGGUUUUUGAUUCUCGAUUUUUAAGUUGACCUUAUUGUAUAACUGUGGGGUCCUCAUCAAUGUAAAUAAAGCAGGUCUGAGACCGGUUGUAUAGCCCAGCAGAUGAAAUGGAGCUAGAAGUAUGUUUUGGUUAAAUCACACUUGUAUAGUGCAACUUUCAAACUCCAAAUUCAUACUUUUUGUAAGCAACACAUCAAACAAAUAAUUCAGCUUUCUUACCUAUAUACCUCUGUGUUUCACUGUUAUUUCAUUUCACUUUUAUAUACGCCUGUGCUAUUUAUUUCUUCUGGAACACCUGGCUGUGCUGCUGGUGACAUUUUGACAAGACUUGUCAGCUGUGCUUUAUGUGUGUCACUGGGUAGGCCUCAAGUUUGUUGACUAUAGAAUUAAUAUUCAGUUGACCAGUGUGCUUAUUUUACCAUCACAGUGAACCACAAUUUCAGUUUCAGGUUUGAUGAGACUUGACAGUCUCACAUCAUGGAUAUGAAACAUGAUGAAACGAACUAUGAUUAGUUAUGUUCUGUUUCAUCAUGUAAUCUGCAAGUUUUCUACAUUAUGAUAAUAUAUGAAAAAAUACUGAUGUUGAUGUCAAGUUGUUUCAACUGUGUUUGUGCUACACACUAUUUAUGUAGUUCAAAUUGGCUCCCAACAUUGUUUAGUGUUUUGGACUAAAGUCUUUAUUAUUUGCCAAAAAAUGAAUGAUGUGAUAUGAUAUAUUCACGACUCAAACUAUUGUUCAUUGUGACCCUAAAUAUGUUUUUUUCUUUUUUUUCUUCUGUAAAUAUAAUCGGACAUUUUUAUGAACGUAAAACUAAGCUGCUUGUAAAUUAUUUCCGCGUCAAGUUCUUGUUAAACGCUGUUUGUGUUGCGGUGGCUGUCUUGUUCAUUUGUGUGAAUGAGUUCCACCAUGGUUGAAAGUACAAUACAUUAAUAUGAUUGUACUGUCGGAGGUGAUCAGGUAUAGUGCUUCUCUUAAUUAAUAGCAUGCUACACUUUAUACUUUAAUUCAUAAUCCAGGCUCUCACCAUGUGAACUCCGUAUUGUCUAUAUGUUGCUGAUAUAGUGGCACAAUUGACCCAUUCAGAAUGUGAAUAUUAGAAUUAAAUGUAGGCAAUAUGUGCGUAUCUAA
Messenger RNA from Perca flavescens (yellow perch), 2180 nucleotides. RefSeq names its product spindlin-Z. Gene Ontology annotation, biological process: gamete generation. Bases 126 to 845 code for a protein of 239 amino acids. Lineage: Eukaryota; Metazoa; Chordata; Actinopteri; Perciformes; Percidae. The record is from RefSeq and is a predicted model, not a curated record. The transcript is spliced from 5 exons.